UGGUUUCAGUGGACGUGAAGGCACCCCUCAUGCCUUUCUUUUCACCAUAUUUAAAAAAGCAUUACUCAUUUAUAUUAUUUUAUAAUGUUAGGCUUGAUUUUGGCCAUUAUUUAUUAAAAAAAUGAGAAAAAGCAAAGGCAGAAAGGGCUAUAAAAUAGAGGGUACAGACGGAGAUAGUAGUGGAGUCAGCUCCUCAUUGUGAGAACUGAGAACUGAGACUUCUUUUGUUGAAUUCAGAUUUAGUAGAGGCAGCCAUGGCUUUGAUUCAAGGCAAAUGGGUCAAGCUUGAUCAAAAAGGAACUUGCCCAGGACCAAGAAGUUCACAUGCAGUAACCAUAGUAGCACAAAAGGCCUAUGUGUUCGGUGGCGAGUUUUCGCCACGUGUCCCUGUAGACAACCACAUCCACGUGUUUGACCUCCAAGACACCACGUGGUCCGUGGUCAAUGCAAUCGGCGAUGUUCCUCCACCACGUGUAGGUGUCACAAUGGCAACCGUUGGAUCAACCAUCUAUGUUUUCGGCGGUAGAGAUAGCGAACACAAAGAGCUCAAUGAAUUAUACUCUUUUGACACGUGUUCAAACAAGUGGACCCUUCUAUCUACUGGCGAUGGGGGACCUCCUCAUCGGAGCUACCACUCAAUGACGGCGGACAAUCGUUACAUUUAUGUCUUCGGUGGCUGUGGCAACACCGGACGACUUAACGAUCUAUGGGCAUAUGAUGUGGUUGAUCGGAAGUGGAUCAAGUACCCAUCGCCGGGGGACAACUGCAAGGGAAGAGGUGGGCCUGGGCUCGUUGUGGCCCAAGGAAAGAUAUGGGUCGUGUAUGGCUUUGCUGGAUAUGAAGUGGAUGAUGUUCAUUGCUACGAUCCGGCCCAAACAAAGUGGGCUGAGGUUGAGACAAAAGGCGAGAGGCCCACAGCUCGAAGUGUGUUUUCUACGGCUGGGAUUGGGAAAUACGUAUUUAUAUACGGUGGAGAAGUAGAUCCAAGUGACUUGGGCCACUUGGGUGCAGGGAAAUUUGCCCGAGAGGUGUACGCGUUGGACACGGACACGUUGGAGUGGAAGAGGUGGGAAGAUGGGUCGGGCCAAGAAAAUCAUCCUGGGCCUCGUGGGUGGUGUGCAUAUGCUAGUGGGCUUUUAGAUGGUAAAGAGGGCCUUUUGGUGUACGGUGGGAAUUCUCCUAGUAAUGAUAGGCUUGAUGAUAUUUUCUUCUUCACUCCUUAAACUUUAUAAAUUAUUGCUGUAUGUUUGGAUUCCAGAAUUGGCACAUUGUAAUAAAUUUUAGGAUAUGUACGUGCCCCAUUUUGAUUGUAUUAGGUUGUAUGAUAAGGGAUAAGGUACUAUGUAAUUAGUGUUUACUUUAAUAAGAUGAAUGAUUGUCGUGUUGUUAAACAA
Humulus lupulus (European hop) is the source of this 1394-nucleotide messenger RNA. Its product is annotated as thiohydroximate-O-sulfate sulfur/sulfate-lyase (nitrile-forming) NSP5. Gene Ontology annotation, molecular function: protein binding; enzyme regulator activity. NCBI's taxonomy places the organism in Eukaryota, Viridiplantae, Streptophyta, Magnoliopsida, Rosales, Cannabaceae. The transcript has 2 exons. Gene Ontology annotation, cellular component: nucleus; cytosol. The coding region runs from base 255 to 1223 and encodes 322 amino acids. The record is from RefSeq and is a predicted model, not a curated record. Gene Ontology annotation, biological process: nitrile biosynthetic process.